GCAUCUGCUGUUGCAGCUACUGUGGUAAUGUAUGAAGUAGUGUCAGUGGUGAGGUCUGGGCUGUUCAAGCAGGAUUUUGCAGCAUGAGUGAAAGCAUUUGUUCAGCUCUCUUUGUGUAAGAGUUGUAUGCACCACAUCCUUCAGCCAUGUUCUAGCAUGUUUCUCAUGUGAGUCAGCAUCGUGUAAGAAUUAGUGUAAGUGUUCUGUUUGAAAACUCUGUAAAAAGUAGAAAUACAGUGCAGCAGAAAGGGUGGAAAAUUAGGAAGCUGAUUGUACUGUUUCAUUCAAAAAUUGACUUCAAGCGUACUAAAUUUCUGAUAUUUUGGUAUAGGAACUUCUGAGCUUAUUCCCUGAGAUGUGAAAAUAUGCUAAAUCUGUAGAUUAAAUAACUGAUGGUGCUACUGAAAUGUAGAGCAUGGAUUAGAGUGCCUGUAAACAUGUGUUUUAUGUGUUGUAUCUCAGCCCUUUCCUGUGCAGUCUGGCUUGGCAGCCUGAUCCUUUACUGGAACCCAGCGCUCAGGGGUGAAUCAGCUUUUCCACUGCUGACACGGAUUAGAGACCCCUGAUGUAGGAUUUGCUGCUGCCUGCUCUGUGCUUUAGAGGGUGAGCAGGAAGAAGUUGUGCAGGCCAGGGAGGAGUCCAGAGCUGCUACCCCACAGUGCUCACAGGUCUUUGAUGUCUUUGUGGCUCGAAGUUCAGCUGGGAGCAGGUAAUUGAGAAUGAGCCCUCAAGGAUGCUGAGUCUACAAUGGGAAGUGUCACACUUCGCUAUUUCUGCUAUGGGUGCCUCUUCACAUCCGUGACCUGGACACUUCUGCUCUUUGUUUAUUUCAACUUCAGUGAAGAGAACCAAUCCUUCAAGAAUGUGCCCAUCAAGGGGCUGGAACCUCAGAGGCCAUUUCCAAAAAAAUUCUACCCCCGUUUUACACGAGGGCCAAUUCAUAUACCUGAAUUGCAACAGAAAGAGAAUAAGAUAGGAAACUCUUUUGGAAAUCAUAUCCAGGAUCCAGUUAAGGGGGAGAUAGAAUUCUCUCCUGAAAUGGGAAUGAUUUUUAAUGAAGAGGAUCAGGAAGUGAGAGACUUGGGCUAUCAAAAGCAUGCUUUCAAUAUGCUUAUCAGCAAUCGACUGGGAUACCACAGGGAGGUGCCUGAUACAAGAGAUGCAAAAUGCAGAGAGAAGUCCUACCCUGCUGAUCUGCCCUCUGCCAGCGUUGUGAUUUGUUUCUACAACGAGGCGCUCUCCGCCCUGCUCCGCACGGUGCACAGCGUCCUGGACCGCACCCCCGCCCACCUCCUGCACGAAAUCAUUCUGGUGGAUGACAACAGUGAAUUGGCUGACUUGAAAAAAGACUUGAGUGAAUAUGUUAAAACUCAGCUUCCCAAAACCACAAAAUUGGUAAGAAAUGAGAAGAGGGAAGGCUUGAUCAGAGGAAGGAUGAUUGGAGCCUCUCAUGCCACAGGGAAGGUGCUGGUGUUCCUGGACAGUCACUGUGAGGUGAAUGAGAUGUGGUUGCAGCCUCUGCUGACUCCCAUCAGGGAGGAUCACAGGACUGUGGUGUGCCCCGUGAUCGACAUCAUCAGCGCCGACACCCUCACCUACAGCUCCUCGCCCGUCGUGCGGGGGGGAUUUAACUGGGGCCUGCACUUCAAAUGGGAUCUCGUUCCCCUGGCAGAGCUGGAAGGACCCGAGGGAGCCACUGCUCCAAUCAAGUCACCCACCAUGGCUGGAGGGCUGUUUGCCAUGGAUCGUGAGUACUUCAAUGAGCUUGGGCAGUACGACAGUGGCAUGGACAUCUGGGGAGGAGAAAACCUGGAAAUAUCUUUUCGGAUCUGGAUGUGUGGUGGCAGACUUCUGAUCAUCCCCUGCUCCAGGGUGGGACACAUUUUCCGUAAGAGGCGUCCCUAUGGCUCCCCCGGGGGACAGGACACUAUGGCUCAUAACUCACUGAGGCUGGCACAUGUGUGGAUGGAUGAAUACAAGGAGCAGUAUUUUGCUUUGAGACCUGAGCUGAGGAUGAGGAGCUAUGGAAAUAUCACCGACCGUGUAGAACUGAGGAAGAAAUUGAACUGCAAGUCCUUUAAGUGGUAUUUAGAUAACAUCUAUCCUGAGAUGCAAAUAUCUGGGCCCAAUGCCAAAGCUCCACAGCCAGUUUUUAUUAACAGAGCACAGAAACGACCAAAAAUAAUCCAGCGUGGAAGGCUGUAUCACCUCCAAACCAACAAAUGCCUGGUUGCUCAGGGCCACCCAAGUCAGAAAGGAGGCCUGGUGGUGGUUCGGGAAUGUGACUACAACGAUCAGAACCAGGUCUGGAUUUACAAUGAGGAUCAUGAGCUGAUUUUAAAUAAUCUGCUUUGCUUGGACGUUUCGGAAACUCGCUCGUCCGACCCCCCUCGUCUCAUGAAGUGCCACGGCUCUGGUGGCUCUCAGCAGUGGACGUUCGGGAAAAACAACCGCCUGUACCAGGUCUCCGUGGGGCAGUGCCUGAAGGUGGUGGAUCCACUGAGCCACAAGGGCUACGUGACCGUGGCCAUCUGCGACGGGUCCCUUCCUCAGCAGUGGCACUUUGAGAGCUGAGACAGCGAGGAGGUGGCUGAGGAGAGUUCAGCUGAGCCCUGGUUCCCCUUCGGCCACGAUCUGCAGUCAUUCUGGAGGGGUUUGUGCAGAGCCCUUGGCUGCUACACCUGGCACAGCCAUGGAAGGACCCGCUGGAAAUGCCCUGCCCCGAGGAGCUGAGCGGGGCAAGGCCCAGGUGGUCACUGGUCCCUGGUCACACACUGAGAGCAGCAGCCCCACUGCACCAAGUGAAUUGAUCAUUGGUUCCUUGGAUGGUCCUGGAGUAUUGGACUGGUUUUAAGUAAGAGAAAUCAUUAGAGCAAUGUAAUUUAAUGGUGAGAUUUCAGCUUUGUGGAUCUUCUCAAUGACAAUGACAGAAAGGAGUCCUCCUUGACUAUUUCAUGUACAGUAUCUCAAUAAUUUACAUUUCUAGUAUGGUAUUACUGGCCAAAAUUAUUUUACUUUUUUCUGGAAAAUAUUUUUAUUCCCUUUCAUCUUCUGAUAAUUGUCAUUUGAAAUAUUUAAAUUUAGUUCUUUUAAUUUUAGGACAUUUCAUGUAGUUUAAGUUCUUUGCUGUCAUUCGUCACCUCAUAUUUAAAACAAAGUAACUAUUGCAAAGUCUAUUUUGAUGACUCAUGACAGUAGCUGCAUUUAAAAUAAAGUAUCAUUUUUUUAUUAA
Motacilla alba alba is the source of this 3232-nucleotide messenger RNA. It is a transcript of the gene GALNT11, whose product is annotated as polypeptide N-acetylgalactosaminyltransferase 11. Lineage: Eukaryota; Metazoa; Chordata; Aves; Passeriformes; Motacillidae. Gene Ontology annotation, biological process: regulation of Notch signaling pathway. Bases 748 to 2574 code for a protein of 608 amino acids. The record is from RefSeq and is a predicted model, not a curated record. Gene Ontology annotation, molecular function: Notch binding. The transcript has 12 exons. Gene Ontology annotation, cellular component: Golgi apparatus.